UGGAGGGGCCGGACGGGCCCCCGCAGCCGUGGGGAGCGGUGGGUUCGGCGCGUCCUGGGCGUGGGGCUUCGGUGGAAGUACCUCAGGUCGGCUGAAAAGGAGUGGUGUCUCCAGGCCGUUGUUGGUCACACAGGAGCCGAAGGCGGCCCUCGGGGUGCUGAAGCGGGGCCGUGGCAGGCUGCGGGCCGGGGAGAGUGCUGUAUACAAAUCUACCUCAGCUUUUUCAUAAGCAGACAUGGCUGUUACACUGCAUACUGAUGUUGGAGAUAUUAAAAUUGAACUAUUCUGUGAGCGUACACCAAAGACUUCUGAAAAUUUCCUGGCUCUUUGUGCUAGUAACUACUACAAUGGAUGUAUAUUUCACCGGAAUAUAAAGGGCUUCAUGGUUCAGACAGGGGAUCCAUUAGGCACUGGGAAAGGAGGUAACAGCAUCUGGGGCAAGAAGUUUGAAGAUGAAUUCAGUGAAUACCUGAAGCACAGCGUCCGUGGGGUGGUUUCAAUGGCAAACAACGGUCCAAAUACCAACGGAUCACAGUUCUUCAUCACGUACGGCAAGCAACCGCACCUAGACAUGAAGUACACUGUGUUUGGAAAAGUUAUUGAUGGCUUGGAGACCCUGGAUGAGCUGGAGAAGCUGCCUGUGAAUGAGAAAACCUACCGACCUCUUAAUGAUGUUCGCAUUAAAGAUAUUACUAUUCAUGCCAACCCUUUUGCUCUGUAGCCACAGAGCGCCUCGACACAUUCUUGAGACUGGUCAGACCGACUGCUGGAUGAUGGGGUUUAAAGUGUCAUUAAAAAGGGUUAUUUGAGCUGAAUCAUACCUUUGCUCAUUGAAUGCAGGAUUUUCAGGAGUUGUGGCAUUGUUUGGGAGCUGUCACAGUGGAAUCUUACGCUUUCGAAGACAGCUUUUCCCAAGCAUCUUCCAGGAUUUUGAUUUUUAAACAUUGCUUUUUAUACUUGUAUAAUAAGAAAAUACUUUAAAAAAUAUAUAUUUUUUUGCAAA
Molecule: messenger RNA, 1003 nt
Organism: Calidris pugnax (ruff)
Lineage: Eukaryota; Metazoa; Chordata; Aves; Charadriiformes; Scolopacidae
Gene: PPIL3
Product: peptidylprolyl isomerase like 3
Exons: 7
Coding region: 236-721 (161 amino acids)
Biological process (GO): protein folding; protein peptidyl-prolyl isomerization
Cellular component (GO): catalytic step 2 spliceosome
Molecular function (GO): peptidyl-prolyl cis-trans isomerase activity
Source: RefSeq, a predicted model, not a curated record